CCUCAGAUAUUGCCGAUAGCAGGAGAGCAGCUUCCACGGGGAGCGCGCAUCACAGUAAAACGCGCAGCAAAAAGAAUCAAAAGCCAUUCAAAAAAAUACAUAAAAACGAAUUCGUAGUACCUGAGAAAUAACAGCACAUUAUCAGUUUCUUGAAGUUCGAGAGAUAUUUUUCUAUCCAGCUUUAACCCACACGUUUGGAUCUGUGCGUGACAGCAAUUGGUGCGCAAGGAUUCUGCUCAGCCCAGCGAACUAUGUGAUGGUUCUCUUGAAGAGAUCUUCAGUUCCAUAGUGUACCUUCCAGUGGAUCAACCAUGAAGUCUGCACUGGACGGUGUGGCAGACACCACCUUCCGGACAAUAACCACAGGACUCCAGUAUCUGGGCUCCAACGAAGCCAGUUACAAUGAUGCCACCAUCGACAGCGACUUCGCCAAGGGCGGAUACCCUCUGCAGAAGCCGCUGUCUGCCUUUCGCAGUGACUCCUUCCCCGGGAAGAUCCCCGUGGAUGAGGAGCUCAUCCUCAAAGGCAUCCCCUUCUACCCAACCAACAUCACGGACCUGCUGGUCAACAGGAGCGGCGUGGCAGAAGGGGCUGGUGCCAUCCAGUGUGGGGAGAACUUCAUGGACAUGGAGUGCUUCAUGGUGCUGACCCCCAGCCAGCAGCUGGCGGUGGCGGUGAUGGCGCUAACGCUGGGCACCUUCACGGUGCUGGAGAACCUGGUGGUGCUGUGCGUUAUCCUGCACUCCCGCACGCUCCGCGGACGCCCCUCCUACCACUUCAUCGGCAGCCUGGCCGUGGCCGACCUGCUGGGCAGCGUCAUCUUCGUCUACAGCUUCCUGGACUUCCACGUGCUGCACCGCAAGGACAGCCCCAACGUGUUCCUCUUCAAGCUGGGCGGGGUGACGGCCUCCUUCACCGCCUCCGUGGGCAGCCUCUUCCUGACCGCCAUCGACCGCUAUAUCUCCAUCCACAAGCCACUGGCCUACAAGCGCAUUGUCACCCGCACCAAGGCCGUCAUCGCCUUCUGCAUGAUGUGGGCCAUCUCCAUCAUCAUCGCGGUGCUCCCCCUGCUGGGCUGGAACUGCAAGCGCCUCAACUCGGUGUGCUCGGACAUCUUCCCGCUCAUCGACGAGAACUACCUGAUGUUCUGGAUUGGAGUGACCAGCGUGCUGCUGCUCUUCAUUGUCUACGCCUACAUGUAUAUCCUGCGUAAGGCACACCGCCACGCCGUCCGCAUGCUGAGCCGCACCUCCCAGAAGAGCGUGGUGGUCUACUCCGCUGACGGCACCAAGGUGCAGACCACCCGGCAGCCUGAGCAGGCCCGCAUGGACAUCCGGCUGGCCAAGACACUGGUGCUGAUCCUGGUGGCGCUGAUCAUCUGCUGGGGGCCCGUGCUGGCCAUCAUGGUCUACGACCUCUUCUGGAGGAUGGACGACACCACCAAGACGGUCUUCGCAUUCGCCAGCAUGCUCUGCCUGCUCAACUCCACCGUCAACCCCAUCAUCUACGCCCUGCGGAGCAAGGACCUGCGCCACGCCUUCCUGAGCACCUGCAGGGCGUGCCAGGGCAGCGCCCAGCCACUGGACAACAGCCUGGAGUCCGACUGCCAGAACCAGAACCGGGGCGCCAAUGCCGCCGCUGCCGCCAGCAAGGCUGCCGAGAGCUGCGUCAAGACCACGGUGAAGAUCGCCAAAGCUACCAUGUCUGUCUCCACGGAAACGUCCGCCGAAGCGGUGUGAGCCACACCGCCUCCGUCGCCCUUAUGAAGGACACCCUCCCCUCCAUGCCCGUCAUACUCCUUCCGAGGGUUUGCCAAACUUUAGGACGAAUGAAAUCCAGUUCCCCCUGGGGGGUGGGGCUGUCCCACAUGACUUCAAAAAGGCAACUUAAUAUUUAAAAAAUAAAUAAAUAAAACA
This is a messenger RNA of Megalops cyprinoides (Indo-Pacific tarpon), 1916 nucleotides long. RefSeq names its product cannabinoid receptor type 1A-like. Gene Ontology annotation, molecular function: cannabinoid receptor activity. The record is from RefSeq and is a predicted model, not a curated record. The transcript is spliced from 2 exons. NCBI's taxonomy places the organism in Eukaryota, Metazoa, Chordata, Actinopteri, Elopiformes, Megalopidae. Gene Ontology annotation, biological process: G protein-coupled receptor signaling pathway. Bases 312 to 1739 code for a protein of 475 amino acids. Gene Ontology annotation, cellular component: membrane.